CUGGCCUUUGCAUUUCUGUGCAUUGAGUGUAAAGAAACGUGAUGUGGUAUUUGACUCAGCAGUCUGGUUGGAGACCAGAGUCAUGAACAAACUAAGUAAAGAAAAUCUACACAUGUGAAUGGAGGGUCUGGAAGAGAUAACGGAAAUCCCAGUGGCCCAGACAUUCACUCCUAGUGACCAACAGCUGAGAGGAAGGAGAUUUCCCGGCCCCUUGUAGGGGAGCAAACCAAACACCCUGAGCGGGAGAACAAAGAGGAAAGGAGCAUGGGUGCCAGUGUUUUUCCUCCUUGGACUAUUCUGGUUUCUACCAGCAGCAAGCGCACAGAGGACAAACAGAAUUGGCACAUGUCAGACUGAGACUCUGGGAAGAGAAUUCAUCACCUCCUACAUGGCGGACUUUGGGAACUCUAGUCAAUUUGAAGUGCAAAUUACUGGCUACUUUGCCUUCACUUCAGUGUCUGUUUCCAUCUCCAAUUACACGGGUGAUGGGGGAAGGUUUGAGGAGAAGAUUAUGGUAAAUCAGGGAGAGAUGGUGUGGGUCAGCCUACCAGAGUCAGUUGGAAUUAAGGGCACUACCAAGUUCUCCAAUGUGGUCCUAGUCAAGGCUGACAAAGAUAUCUCAGUAGUGUCCGUCAGCAACAAACAUGUGAGCCCUGAGACCACUGUGCUGUAUCCUGUCUCCAGCUUGGGAAAUGAACACUACAUAGUGACUCCCUCUACAGUAUCCUUAGAUAGUUACCCAGAGUUCUCUGUUGUGACGUACCAAGAGCCCAACUCGGUGGAGGUCCAUGUGAAAGGCAAGUUACAUUACCUAACACAGAUCUACUCCACUGGCACCAAACUGGAAAUUAAGCUCCGCGCUUUCCAAGGCAUCCAGUUACAAGGCAUAGCCGAUCUGUCUGGCACCAGGAUUGUCUCAGAAAAGCCAGUGGCUGUCUUGGUUGGCCAGGUGUGUUUUUUUGAUAACACAAAAUGCAACCAUGUCUUUGAGCAGCUCCUGCCAGUUUGCAGCUGGGGUACAACAUACAUCAUUCCUCCCUUACCCUGGCAGAAAGUAGAUGAAAUAGUCUACAUCACUGCUUCCCGGAACACAACUAUGUUGUAUCAAGUAGGGGAACAGGCAGAGACUGUUACUCUAGCAGGAGGCAGUGUACUCCAGCGUCCUGUCAAGCCCUCGAUCCCAGUCUACAUCUCUGCUAAUGUGGGCAUCCAGGUGGUGUUCUACAGCGUGGGCGCAGCUCUCCCUAAUUCCUCCCACGCCUUCCUGAUGAAUGUUCCAGAUGUUGCCAGUUACUGCCGGAUGUAUUCUAUACAUGCCCAGCAGGGCUUCGAGAACUUUGCCUUGAUGGUGGCCAAUACAUCAGAGACUGGCGCCAUCAUCCUAGACAAUCAGCCUGUAAGGGAUGUGGUGUGGAACCGAGUCUCUGGCACUGAGUUCAUUUGGGGCAUGCAUACGCUUGCACCUGCCAUCAGAUCCCAUGCUGUGGAACAUCCCAGCUCUCCAUUUGCGCUCCUGAGUGUUGGCACUGCCGCCAUGGACAGCUAUGGGAUUCCGGGUUCCUGCAGGAAGAAUAUACCCUUUAAAUCCCUGACUGAGACUCCACAAAUAAAAGAGCAGAUGGAGAUGUGCAAAGAUGUCUUUCUGCAGGGCAGCACCAGUGAAUUUUGCUCCUUCAUGAAAUCAACCUUAGUGAAUUUGGACACCAUGUAUGCCCAGGACAGAGCAGUAUCGCUGCAGGAAGUUGCUGGCCCCUUUGGUUCUUUCCUGAAUGACUCCACUCUCAGUGCUGGUGGGAAUGAGAGCAAGAGGGAGGUGGCCUCUGCCGUGACGUUCCUCCUGCAGAGUGUGGAAUUGGCUGCACUGUCGGCUGCUUUGAGGUCCCCGGAGAUGAAGACCCAGAACUUGACAACAGAGUCUAUGGCUAUCGAGACGCUCCUCGUUGUCCCGGCUGCAGGUCCCUGUGAUGAGGUCUUCAGGCUGACAGGUCCGGAGGAGACAAUGGACAUUCACUGCGAUACGGUUACCAGAGCAGUGACAGAAGAUUCUGUGGCUGUUGCUUUUAUUUCUUACUCCACCCUGGACUCCAUCAUUGACAAGAGAUUUCUCAACAAGGGAGAUCUAAUGGCUGAUGAGAAAUUGAGGAAUUUUCACCUGAAUUCCAGGGUGGUGAGUGGGGCUAUUGGAGAUGGGAGGCCCAUGAAUAUCUCCAAACCUGUGAACUUCACUCUGCGCCAUAGACAGGCGAAGAAAGAGGAGGAAGAGGCUCACUGCGUUCACUGGAAAUUCAUCGCUGGGAAAGGCACCUGGGCUGAGGAUGGCUGCACUGUUCUCCACACGAACAGCACUCACACCAUCUGCAGCUGUGACCAUCUCUCCAGCUUCGCACUCCUUAUGGGUCACACCGAAGUGGAGGAGAGUUACCCACUGACCAUCAUCACCUACAUGGGACUGACCCUUUCCCUGCUGUGUCUCCUCCUUGCCAUCCUCACCUUCCUCCUGUGCCGCUCCAUCCGCAACAUCAGCACCUCCCUCCACCUGCAGCUCUGCCUCUGCCUCUUCCUGGCCAACCUGCUCUUCCUCACCGCGGUGACCCGCACCGGUAUCCCCCCACCUCCAAAUUCAGUAUUUCCCUUCCCAGAAGCAAAGUCCCAGAGCUCUGUCUUGUCCUGUCCUCAGGUGGUGUGUGCUGUCAUUGCUGGCUUCCUACACUACCUCUUCCUGGCCUGCUUCACUUGGAUGUUCCUGGAGGGGCUGCACCUCUUCCUCACCGUCAGGAACCUGAAGGUCGUGAAUUACACCAGGGCCAACCGGUUCAAGAAGAGAUUCAUGUACCUGUUCGGCUACGGAUCCCCAGCCCUGAUAGUGGCUAUUUCUGCAGCACUCAACUCAGAUGGCUAUGGGACUCCCCAAUACUGCUGGCUCAACCUGGAGAGAGGCUUUAUUUGGAGCUUCCUGGGACCAGUCUGUGCCAUAAUCCUGAUAAAUUUAACAUUUUUUCUUGUAACCCUCUGGAUCCUGAGAGACAAACUCUCCUCCCUUAAUGAAGAUGUGUCCACUCUCAAAGACACCAGACUACUGACUUUUAAAGCUAUCGCCCAGCUAUUCAUUCUGGGCUGCACAUGGAGUCUUGGUCUCUUCCAAGUCGGCUCAGCAAAAAUGGUCAUGGCGUAUUUAUUCACCAUUGUCAACAGCCUGCAGGGAGCCUUCAUCUUCCUGGUGCACUGUCUCCUCAAUCGCCAGGUGAGAGAGGAGUACAGGAGAUGGAUUAAAAGCACAAGAAAACCCAGCCCCACAACUCAAAAUUUUAGUCUAUCCGUGUCCGCUGUCACUACCAGCACCAAGAUGGUGAGUUGGGGAGAGCCCUCCACUUCAUCUCCGUGAAACAGUCACCUCUCCAACCACCGAUGUUUAUCAUACAGCCGGCUUUGCUGUGCCAGUGGGGCAGGUGCUUCAGCCGCCAUUCUGCAUCGCAACUGCAUACACAACCUGGAAGGGGAAGCCGGAUUGGACUAAAUCCUCUCUCUGAUCCAAAUCCACAACUCCUGAAUUCAAAAGCCACCCUAGGGUUGUAGCUGGGUAUCUCUCCCAGAUUUAAAGGGCCAGAUCCCAGGUCAGAGAGCAGUUAUUUCUUGGGGAAAGCACACCAUGGGGCGG
Molecule: messenger RNA, 3655 nt
Organism: Chrysemys picta bellii (western painted turtle)
Lineage: Eukaryota; Metazoa; Chordata; Testudines; Emydidae
Source: RefSeq, a predicted model, not a curated record